AACCGCCUUCCCUAAGUAUUUGUCGCCAUUUUCAUUUGGGUGGUUCAAUAGAAUCUUCAUCCAACAACGUUUUAGUGUUUUAGCUGUAGCAGAAAACCGAGAAUAACGAUUACACCGGGAACAUGAAGUUAUUCUUCUUAUUUUUCGCUUCAGCGAUUUUUGCGUCCACUUCAUGCGAAAUCAUGCUAUCAGUGAAUGAUUUUAAGGAGUUUGUUCAGCAUAACUGUUAUAACAUGACUCGAGAUAACAGGUUACAGCCUAGUGGACAAGAGAUCCCGUUGGCCAACAGCAUGGACAAUUUCAUUUCAAUUGUGGAAAGACUGGAGCUUAACAACACAGACUGGUCAGCUGAAGAUACCGCCAAAAUGUUAUUGAAAAGGUUCGCAAUAGAUGGACUAGUACAGAAAGGUGCGAAUCUAAGACAAGACGAGUUUUAUCAACGCAAAACGGAAAUUGUUAAUGAAUUCUUUAAGGGAGUAACACUACGAUCAGAGAAAUUUCCAGAAGAUCACCUUACAGAAAACGAGAAAUGUUCUCUGUAUUACAUGUUAUCUUACACUAUUAACGAUACUCUCAGAGAAGGUAUUGAUAGGCCUAAUAAUACCUACCGAUCGUAUGCUCAAAAACCGUCAUCGCUGGUCCAACAGGUUGACGUUGCUACUAAACCUCGUGAACAAGGUGUAGUAAGCAUCAAAGGCGUUGAAAAUCAUGCCAUUUCUUUAGGAAGGGUGUUAAUUGGGAUCGCUGCAUCUGGCUUAACCGUUGGAAGGAUUUUUCAAGAUGAAGAAAAGCUUCGUGAUAUUUUAUGGAAUCCUGUUGUUGCACUAACUCUUGCAGAAACUUUAGUACUUGCGCAAUUCAGAGAAGAUGAAUCGAAUCCCACAACCUAUAAUGAUAUUCCAGGAGGUAAAUGGAAUUCAACUAUCUGUACAACAGAAUAUCAGUUAGAAAAACAAUUACACUGGGCGUCUUAUUCUCUUCUAAGAGGAGCUGUUGACGGUCUAAUUAUUGGUUCUCUGCUGAAGGAUAGGAGCGACCUCAGAAGUGGGUUGAAGCUAAGUCAAUUACUCAGAUCAUACUAUAGCUACACUGGGUUACCCAGUGCUAACGAAUACAACUUCUGCAAAAGAGGUGACGUACUUGGAACAUUGACCAUUACUUUAAAAGAAGAAGCUGAGAAGUAUGCAUUAAUAUUUAGCAAUUUAAAAAACAUGGUGAUGAAUGAAGAAGAGAUUUCCAAGAAAGUAUCGAAGAGCUUAAGUAUAUUUGAUAGUAAGAAAAGUUACAUCAUUGAAUCUGGAAAUGAUGGGGAAUGCCAAAAGUCAAGUUUGAUCACUCAGAAAGCUUCUAAAUGUGAAACCCCUCAUGACGUGUUUGUCAUUAUGGAUACAAGAGCCAUUGGAGAAAGUUUAAAAGGUCAGCAAAGAAUUAUCAGUUCAUUGGCCAACAGUAUGGAUAUGAGGUAUUACGGCGACAGCAUGAGUGUUUUUGCGUAUGGAACUCAAAAUGGAGAAUUAUAUUCAAUCGCCUAUAACACCACGUCACAAGGGUGCGCCACGUGUUAUCCAUCGUGGAUUCAUCCUUCAAAUUCUUUCCCCAGAGAUAAUGAGGUGGAGUUAUUUAAAGGACUAAACAAAACCCUUGCAAAAUUUGAGUUCGAAAAAAGAUUAGCUCCAGGUGCACCAGGAAAGGUAGUCGUUUAUUUCAACAGCCAAGGAAUAAAUGUUGAUAAUUCAAGACUUACUGACGAACUUGGUAUACUUAAAGGCAACCAUAGAGACGUUCCAAUCAUUGCUUUCGGCGACAAACAGCAAUUGGAUGUUGUUGUCUGGAACAAGGAAAAGGAUAUUUUCGAUUUACCAUUAAAUGAAUUGAACCCAGAGUUUAUGAAAGACAUAUGGGAGAGGUUGUGUACAGUGCCAGCUACUCUUCAGUACGACAAAUGUUGGGAGUUGACGAAUAGUCGGGAGAGCUCGAACAAGUAUAUUGGAUAUGUGACCCCUAACCAUAUUCAAUACUGGGCUAUGUACCCUGAAUACUUCCUGAAGAGCAGAAACAUUCAAUUCACGUUCAAAUCAACCAGGACUGUAACAGAUCGCGUGAAAGUUUGCUUUAGCCGUGGUACCAGAACCCCCGAAAUGGAGGAGCAGAAUUGCAAGGAAACUUCGAAAAAUGACAAGGAAAUUUCCUUCUGGAUGAGUAAUCCCUGCAAAGGAUACAGCGUUUGGAACUGCCCGCCAUUUUAUUUCUCCAUUCAAGGUUUACGUGAUGAAGAACAAACCACGCAGUUUGGUAUCAACUGUGCUGGUAUCAAAUGCUUUGUUCCAAGAACUCCAGACCAGAUAGAAUUCACUGUGGAACACGAUGGUGUUAGAUGCAACGGUGCUUCCAAGCUGAUAUCUUCACUCACAGUAAUAAUCACAUUACUUGCUUUUGCUCUCUCGAGAAGUAAUUGAACGACCCUCAGCUCAUAGUUCCAAUUCACAACACUUUUCAUAAUUGACUACAAUGUCAUUUGUCUGUGUGGUUGUUAAUUACACGAAGCUAUGGUAUAUUUGUGAAACUACAUAUCAUGAUUUUUCUUUUUUUAAACAUUAAUUAUCCUCCUCUUCUGAUGUUCUGUACAAUUUUUUCUUUUUGUACAUUUUUUAUCCUCUUCGCAUGUGACUGAGAUCAAUUUUAUAGUUAAGUGACUUAACAACAAAAACUCUGUUUUUAUA
This is a messenger RNA of Limulus polyphemus (Atlantic horseshoe crab), 2720 nucleotides long. RefSeq lists its product as uncharacterized. The transcript has 19 exons. Lineage: Eukaryota; Metazoa; Arthropoda; Merostomata; Xiphosura; Limulidae. The record is from RefSeq and is a predicted model, not a curated record. The coding region runs from base 123 to 2456 and encodes 777 amino acids.